AUGGAAUGGAUAUUAUAUCUUUUUGUCUUUUCUGCUUGGAGGUUUGUAAAGUGGAUUGGCAAUGGGGUUUUCUUAGCCUUAUUAGACUUUAGCGUCGCCAGCUGGUAUAAUCGCUGGAAUGAUAGGAUGAUCCUUCAUGCCUUUGAACACGAUUCCUGUCUAGAACCUGAUAUUACGCAGGAAGAGAUGAUUUACUGUGAGGAUGUUAUCAAGAAACUGAGACGAAUUAUCAAGCCAGCCCCUAACCAUAACUCUUAUCACAUUAUUGUCAGGAACCACAGAACUGGGAAGACCACAGUGGUCCGGCAGAGUGCUAGGGAAGUUGAAAUAGGGGUCAUUUAUGUUGAUGCCCCCUCUAAAUUGGAUGAAUUCCUUGAUAAUCUUGAAAUGGCUAUAUCAUUCAAUGAGUAUUUGCCACUCUCUAUAUCAGUGAAGCAGAGAACUCGAGGCGAAAAUAAGUCCGGUUUUCUCGUAUCAAACUUGCCUUCGAAAGAGGAGCUAGAAAAUACAAGGCACAACUCCAAUGUUAAUCCUCAACAACAUUAUUGCGUUAUUGUAUUUGUCAGUAGCGAGAGAUCAGUGUCACGCAUGAUGAUGCAUCUAACUAACGAAGAUGCACUAACAUUCCUUUGCAAACUUGACAUUGAGAAAAAGUACGCCAAUCAACUCAUCGAACUCGUAGGUGGCCGGAUUUGUGAUCUCAAGACAUAUGGUGAUGAGAUAAAAACGGGCAAGACAUUCGAAGAGAUUCGUGAAGCUGUGUUCAGUACCGUUGAGAGCAACUUUCUUAAGGCUAAAAUGGUAGCUGGCGGAAAUAAUCAAGUCAUUGACAACGUUGUCAUCCAGGAGUUGUUGAAAAUGAAAAAAUCAAUUUUAAAAAAUUCCUCAAGCUUGUCAAUAACUUAG
Messenger RNA from Funneliformis geosporum, 906 nucleotides. The record is from the annotation of a GenBank genome assembly. NCBI's taxonomy places the organism in Eukaryota, Fungi, Glomeromycota, Glomeromycetes, Glomerales, Glomeraceae.